AUGGCUAACAAGAAUUUGAGCAUCAUCAUCCUCAUAGCAACCCUAGUGGCUCAAGCUACUUGGGUUAGAGCAGCAGAGCAUAUAGUUGGAGAUGAUAAAGGUUGGACCGAGGGUGUCGAUUACCAUGCAUGGGCUACGGCUCGAGAAUUCAAGCCGGGAGACAAACUUGUGUUCAAUUACGAUCCAGCAAAAUAUAGGGUAUUAUUCGUAAGUUAUUGCCAAUACAAGUGGUGUAAUACCGAGGGAUCAGUUUUUCCAAUAAAGGAUGAGGCCAUCCUAGGAGUAGCAGGCGACUAUACGUUUAUUUCUAAUCGAGAUGAGUGUUUGAAAGGUAUGAAGCUUCAUGUCCAUGUCAGGCGGCCACCUGGAGAGUGUCCCGGUGGAUGUCCCGGAGGGUGUCCGGGUGGGUGUCCCGGAGGGUGUCCCGGUGGGUGUCCCGGUGGGUGUCCCGGAGGAUGUCCCGGUGGGUGUCCCGGUGGAUGUCCCGGAGGGUGUCCCGGUGGAUGUCCUGGAGGGUGUCCCGGAGGGUGUCCAUGUCCUGCAUAGCCAUACUGUCCUGCAAAGCCAUCAUGUCCUCCAUGAUACAAGCAUAAAACUCUAAGCUUUGAAGAUGGCAUGUCUUGUUUCUUUUUUUAUUUGUUGUUUGUUAAUAAAUGUUAAUAUCUGAUCAAUAAUUAUAUCAUAUGUAUUGGAGAAUAAUGAAUUUAAGAUUUAUCAUGAUCAA
Helianthus annuus (common sunflower) is the source of this 724-nucleotide messenger RNA. RefSeq names its product basic blue protein-like. NCBI's taxonomy places the organism in Eukaryota, Viridiplantae, Streptophyta, Magnoliopsida, Asterales, Asteraceae. Gene Ontology annotation, molecular function: electron transfer activity. Gene Ontology annotation, cellular component: plasma membrane. The coding region runs from base 1 to 546 and encodes 181 amino acids. The record is from RefSeq and is a predicted model, not a curated record. The transcript has 2 exons.